CGUUCGUAUCCAUUCAUCACAAUUUGAUCUGUUGAUCAGACCUUCUUACUUUGUAUCUCCAACCUCCAUCUUUAUUCGCACCACCCUCCCUCCCCCCCCCCCCCCGCCAUCGCCUUGUACAGUCUGCGUGCGUUUGGCUCAACAUACCUCGCCGCAUCCUACUCGCUCUUUUGACUACACUCUUUGCCUCACACUCAGCUUCUAGCUUUGCGGCAGAAGCUUUCCAGCGCCUUUUCGCCUGUCCACCGACUUGCCCUUUAUCUAUCAUCUUAUCCAAAGCAUACACAGACACAAAACACGAAGAUGCAGUUCAAAUCCACAUUCGUCAUCCUGGCUGCCGUCGCCGUCAACGCCGUCGCGGCAGCGAGCGGCCUCGCUGCGCCCGGCACCCUGCCGGCCUACCUGGAUCUACAGCAAAAGUACUUUGACGGUACCGCUUCGCCGGACCAAAUUGCCCAGCUGACCGCUCUGGGCAAGAAGCUGCACUCUCAGGGCGUCAAACUGAACAAGAUCGUUGGCACCGACACCAAGGGCCAGCACCUCUUUAAGAUGAUCGGUCUGAACGUCGGCGAGCUGCUCGACCCCACUACCACAGAACCGACCGAGACCACGGUCAACCUCCGCAGGCAGUCCGUGCACGCGACCCACGAGAAGCCUCAGCAGAUCGGCCUCGUGCCGGAGUUUCUCUUGGCCAUGAACCAUGUGCUGAGCGCGGACGGCUUUUCAUCGGACGCAGACGUCUCCAAGGUGCUCUCUCUCGCCAGCAAGCUGCUCUCACAUGGAACUCCUGUCGACCGGCUCGCCAAAAUGAUCGGCACGGACGCUGCCGGUCUCUCGCUGCUCUCCAAGAUCAAAGACCUGCCCGCUGCUCACAAACGCAACUUUGUCAGCGAUGACGUCGGCGAGGUCGCUGUCGACGUCAAGAAACUGCUGCCGCCGCCGGCCAAGGACGCCAACGUCCCGUCCGGCACGAUCCCGCAAUUCCAGUACUACGCCUCGACGCUCUGGUCCGACCCGCUGAGCGCAGUCAACGCUGGUGCUCUCGACAAGCUCGUCGCGCUUGGCAGGGAGAUCAGGAAGCAUAACCCGAAGGCGCUUAAGCUGCUCCUCGGCGACACGGCGCCCGCGCAGACGCUCCUCGCGCAGAUCAAUGGCGGCGCUGUCAAGAAGAGGCACAUGCAGAAGCGCGGCGGCGCCUUCCGUGCAAUUGACGAGAGUAUUUAAGGCACCCACAUGCAGGUGACGGUCGAUGCAUUGAGGAGCCAAGCAAGCUACCCCCAAACCAGCAGACAGGCAGGCAGGUUCGAGCGGUCUUUCGCUGGGCGGCGCUCGUGACGGCCCUCGGCCCCUACUUUCUUUCGUUCUCACCUGCUCUGUUUAUUGGCCGCCCCUUGUGCCCGGCCGGCCGGCACACACAU
Molecule: messenger RNA, 1418 nt
Organism: Tilletiaria anomala UBC 951
Lineage: Eukaryota; Fungi; Basidiomycota; Exobasidiomycetes; Georgefischeriales; Tilletiariaceae
Exons: 1
Coding region: 304-1224 (306 amino acids)
Source: RefSeq, a predicted model, not a curated record